AUGUGCCACUUUCAGGUCUCCUCACACUGCUGGUGGGUUCCAUUUUGUCAUAGGGUGCUGGCAGAUUACGGGCCUCCCAUUGCUGCUGCCAGGCCCGUAAUCUGCCAUGGGCCCCUGUACCGCCUCCUCAUGCUGCUGCCAGGCCCGUAAUCUGCCAUGGGCCACCGUACCGACUCCUCAUGCUGCUGCCAGGCCCGUAAUCUGUCAUGGGCCCCUGUACCGCCUCCUCAUGCUGCUGCCAGGUCCAGAGUGUCUCAUGGGUCCCUGUACGGCCUCCCAUUGCUGCUGUCUCCAUCGCCACACUCUGCCAUGUGCCACUUUCAGGUCUCCUCACACUGCUGGUGGGUUCCAUUUUGUCAUAGGGUGCUGUAUGGCCUCCCAUUGCUGCUGCCUCCACCGCCACACUGUGGCUCCACACUCUGGUUUUGGCCCCGUGACUGCCCAAAUGAGUGAAGUGUGCGGUGAUUCUAAGAUCGACGGCACUCAUCUGCAUGUCAUACUGACUGACAGUAUUAUUUCUCUUCCCCAGCAGACUCCAAGGGCAUUUAAAUUAAGGGUACAGUGUUCUGCACUAAUAUAA
Staurois parvus is the source of this 580-nucleotide messenger RNA. The record is from the annotation of a GenBank genome assembly. Lineage: Eukaryota; Metazoa; Chordata; Amphibia; Anura; Ranidae.